Messenger RNA from Halteromyces radiatus, 3247 nucleotides. Its product is annotated as PGAP1-like protein-domain-containing protein. The coding region runs from base 111 to 3239 and encodes 1042 amino acids. Gene Ontology annotation, cellular component: endoplasmic reticulum. The transcript is spliced from 8 exons. Gene Ontology annotation, molecular function: phosphatidylinositol deacylase activity. Gene Ontology annotation, biological process: endoplasmic reticulum to Golgi vesicle-mediated transport; GPI anchor metabolic process. The record is from RefSeq and is a predicted model, not a curated record. Lineage: Eukaryota; Fungi; Mucoromycota; Mucoromycetes; Mucorales; Cunninghamellaceae.
GCUUUUUUUAUUUUCUCGUUGUCAACAGUAAUGAACUUUGCUAGACACACAUAUAUAUGAUCAUACAUGUAUAUAUAUCACCAUACUCAUCAGGUCAAAACCAUAAAUGAAUGAAUCCUUCAACAAUGGAAUUACUCGUCAACAACAACACUUGGCCAUCAUCACCAGGUUCCCCUUCUUCCAUUUAUGAAGCAAGAAAAUUACCUAACAAAUAUACUUUUACUCUAACAACACGUAUUUAUCUCUUAUUGUCUUUUUUAUUUUCACUUGUCACUAUUGUCUUUAUGGUGGAUUCCUUUUUACAUGAACAACAUGAUGCCAAAGGUUGCCAAGUCCCAUACAUGAGACCAAGAUAUGUGAAACAGACCGACUUUGAUAGUGAAAAGACACGCUUCGCUGGAAAAUAUGGCCUUUACUUGUAUCGAGAACUAGAUGUAGAUAUAUCUGAUGAAGUAACAGGAACACCAGUACUCUUUAUACCUGGGCAUGCUGGUAGUUAUAAACAAGUACGAACAAUCGCUGCUGAAGCUGCCUAUCAAUAUUAUCAACGAAAAGGAUCUUUAUCACAUAAUGGUGCUGCCAAUUUGGAUGUGUUUACAGUUGAUUUUCAUGAAGAAUUCUCUGCUCUUCAUGGUCAAUCCUUAUUGGAACAAGCUGAAUAUAUCAACGAUGCCAUUGAUUUUAUACUAAAACUAUACCCACAAACUAGAAGACAUGACAAUGAUAGAAAGUUGAAUAACCAACCCGAUCCGUCCUCCAUUAUUCUUAUUGGUCAUUCCAUGGGCGGCAUUGUAGCUCGAACAACAUUUACAUUACCAAACUAUCAGCCUGGCUCUAUUCAUAAUGUCAUCACCCUUUCCACUCCUCACCUACUUCCGCCUGCUCCGUUUGAUUGGCAAAUUUCGGCUAUUUAUGACAGAAUUGAUGCUUAUUGGCGUCAUGGAUAUGAUUCUUCUCAACAAUACAAAUUCUCACUCCAAGAUGUGAUGUUAAUCUCCAUUGCUGGCGGUACGCUCGACAACACUAUUUGUUCUGACUCAACCAAUGUAGGUGAUUUGAUUCCUUCAACACAUGGAUUCACUGUUUUUUCUACGGCUAUUCCUCAUGUAUGGUCAGCUGCGGAUCAUAACGAAAUCUUGGCCUGUCAUCAACUCGAAAAGAUAUUGGCAAAAAGUGUAUUAGACAUCAUUGAUACUCGACGCGGAUCUCAAACAAAACCUUUAGUGGAUAGAAUGUCAAUUAUGCAACGUGCCUUUUUGAGUGGACUUGAAGAUAGACGAGGUGAUGGUUCAGAUUUGCAUUUGGGUAAUUGGACAUUUAUGUCAUUGGACAAAUGCACUCUAUUGGAUCGUAACGAUUACUUGAAUAUCGACUCAACUACUCUCCCACGAAUGGCAUUGGUACCUAUCCAUUCAACUUUUGAUGCUUUGACUUUAUUGACUGAUCAAAUGGAAAGAUAUGGAUUAUUACUUUGUCGUCAUGAACAAAAUAGGAUGAUUGGAUGUCGGUCUGUGGAUAUUCUUGUACCUGUACCAUCUUCAAAUGAUCGUGAUACAUAUCCAUUCUCUGGCAAUGAAUUUGGUUUUGCAAGUAUUUCUAUGAAUGAGACAAUUGGCUAUGAUUAUCUGGGAAUUAUGGAUCACUACUAUCAACAGCAACAACACUCAGCUACACAAAAGCAAAAUUUUUUACUGGUAGGUACUAUGUCGAUAGGUCAAAACACUCAGGUCAUCAAAAAAUCCAUGUUAGGUAUUGCUUGGAAUGGGAUACAAGUGACUCUCCAACCUUCUCUGUUUUCCACAGUUCAUAUUCCAACGAUUGAAAAUCCCAUGUUGGCGUAUCAUCUUAAGAUCACAAGUUCUCCUUGCUCCUCUGGAGGAAUACGCCGAUUCUCACCUUUUUUACGCCAAUCCAUCACCACCAUGUACGAAUCAAAAUUCUAUGUAGAUUUAGCUUCAGGAAAGAAAAGUGACAAUCAGAACGACCAAGAGGAAAUGACAACACAUAUCUCAAUUCAUGGACGAGCAGCUUUUUCAUCUAUUUCCAUCAACACACCAGAUAAGUCAACAACUGGGCAUGAAGGAUUAUUGAUGCAAUUUUGGAUGGAUCCUCUCUGUGAUGAACCUCUUCGUUUUGAUCUCACUAUUGAUUGGUAUGCUACUAUGGGACGAGUUGGAUUUCGUAAUGGUAUGAUGCUAUUGACAUUCUCUUUUAUUGUCGUUAUGUUGGUUUUUGUUGGUCAAUUACAAUGUUACAAUCGUACUGGUAUCUUCCCUAGUUUUACUGAAGGCUUAAUCUACUGUUAUCAUUACACAUUUCCAUGGAUUCUUGCUCUGGUUUCGUUGGCCAGUAUUUAUCAAUGCAAUAGACAUCAAACCUAUUUUUCUUGGAUCUCUUGGCCUGAUAUAUUGACUGGAAAUAUGGAUGGCUUCUUUUGGUGGAUUCCAGCCUUGGGAUUGAUAGUUAGUAUUGGAAUGAUCAGUGGUAUUUCCAUGGUGAUGGAUGCAAGUUUACGAUGGUGUUCUUCUGCUACAAUUUUUUUUCCUUCUUGGACGACUUCAUCAUCAUCAUCGUGGAUAAGCGGUGAAUCUCAACGAAUCCAACGACGUGUGAUUGUUACUCUAAUCUUAUUUGUCCUUGUAGCUACGGUGAUUCCUUAUCAGUUUGUCUUUGUUCUCGGAUUCCUUGUUCACAUUGUCACCUGUAUUAGAACAUUACGACUAUCUCGGAGCAAGUCACCUUUGCGUCGUCUGGAUCAGAUGCGAACAAAUAGAUACCAUUAUAUGCAAACGAUCUUGUUAUUACUAUUGACAUUAUUACCAUUCAAUCUUCCUAUUCUUGUGGUAUGGAUUCGUAACUUAUCCGUUUAUUGGUUGACACCCUUUAGUUCAGACCAUAAUGUAUUUGCCAUCGCUCCCUUUUUGAUUCAUGUAGAAAUGUUGACAACUAGUAUGAAAAUAAUACCUCGACACCAACCUACUAGUGGGGAUAAACAAGAUAACAACAAUGCUGGUAAUAGUGGACGAUGGAUGGCUUGGACAACAUAUGGAUUGAUGUAUGGGAUCAUUGUUUAUGCUUUUUUAUACGGUGUGAAAUACCCUCAUUCUAUCUACUUUUUAUCCAAUAACAUGGUUCUUUGGUUACUCUUCCUUCAAUUUUGGUCAUCUCGUUAUAGUUAUUCAACUUUUACUACUCUUCUUCAUUUUUUUACUACCAACAAACGUCGACGACCCUCAUGAUUCUAGAC